Molecule: messenger RNA, 1200 nt
Organism: Spodoptera littoralis (African cotton leafworm)
Lineage: Eukaryota; Metazoa; Arthropoda; Insecta; Lepidoptera; Noctuidae
Source: the annotation of a GenBank genome assembly
AUGUCGAACAUAUUUUAUGCCUGUUUCUUCAUUACCUUCUUCAGAGUUAGCCUGUGUGACAGAAGAAUAACAAACGGAAAAGUCGUCGAGAAUGGGAAAAACUAUAUGGUUUAUCUACUCAAUUCGCAAUACUCACAAAAUCAACCAGACUCAUGGCUAUGUGGAGGGGUCAUAAUCUCACCAACACAAGUCCUGACGGCGGCAGCGUGUUUGACUGAAGUAACUCACAUUUAUGUGAUCGCUGGAUACAAGAAAUACGUCAGUGGGAACAAUAUUGAUAAAGACGAGUGCACUCGUACGAGAAAACAAAAAAUUGUGAAGAUUAUUGUUUAUAAAGAUUACAACGCAACAUUAUGGAUCAAAUUCGACAUUGGAAUAGGAAUAGUUGAGAAACCUUAUAAUUUCCUUGAUACAAGUUACCGCACUGUAUGCUCUUAUGAACCUGAAGCUAUAUCAAUCAACUACGAUAUUAAAAUAGAGACAGCCAAUUCAUUUGGCUUAGUUCUCGGUUGGGGUGCGGCUAGGCCAAAAGGACCAGAUGUAAACAACGAUACCAAUUCUGUAUACUUAAAGGAAGCAUACACAGUUUUGACGAACAAAUCGUUUUGCCGGAAUCAAAUUCCAGCAUCGUUGGAAUAUUACUUUUUGUGUACACAAAAAUUACCUGAGCGACCUAAGGAACGGACCGGGAGCGUCGGUGUAACUACACAAACUUCAAUAACUCCUGAUAAAUGUGAUUAUACUAAUUUCAAUAUGAGUCUUGCUAUUCCAAAAGAGUGUUUAGAAAUACCUGAAGUAUUGUUCAAUCGAAAAGCAAACGAAUACCAGGUUCCUGAAGUAAAUACGUCUAUUGGAGGAAAGAUGAAUGAUAGUACUUUGAAUAAUGUGAAAGAAAAUCAAACGGUUAAUAAUAAAAAUGAAAUACAGGUGUCGCAGUUGGGAGGAAUAUGUCAGAACGAUCACGGUGGACCUUUGAUAACCACAGCAGGAAAUAAAGAAAUUGUAAUGGGUAUUGCACUAAACAGCGUUUAUAACAAAGCAUAUCAAUGUAUGGGGCCAUACUUGUUUCUGAGCACAGCCCGAUCUAGUGUACUAUUGAAGUGUUUAUUGUCUUCUAAUGAAGAAACACGCCGAGUAUGUAAAUCUAUGAAGUACGACAUCAAAGAAUAUGAUGUUAUUUGGCCAGAUGCUAAUGUUUAA